Messenger RNA from Prosopis cineraria, 1074 nucleotides. Its product is annotated as fasciclin-like arabinogalactan protein 12. The transcript has a single exon. NCBI's taxonomy places the organism in Eukaryota, Viridiplantae, Streptophyta, Magnoliopsida, Fabales, Fabaceae. The coding region runs from base 107 to 919 and encodes 270 amino acids. The record is from RefSeq and is a predicted model, not a curated record.
UUCUCUGCCUCACGUCGAAUUUCAAUCACAAAUCUGGAUAACAAUAACAAUAGUGAGAAUAAUAAUUGUUCUCAUUCUUUCGGAAACACAGCUUUCACUUGCCUUCAUGAAGAUAAAGCAAGCUUCUUUCUCCUUCUUACUCUUCCUGCUUAUUUCCUCCUAUUCAACCACCACUUUAGCCCAAGCACCCGCUGCAUCACCUAAAUCCUCAGCAAAACCUGCAUCACCAUCGCCAUCUGUGCCUACAUUACCACAGUCACCUUCAGAUUCUUCUGAUUCUUCUACUGACGACAUCAUCAGAAUUUUGAGAAAGGGCAAUUCAUUUAGCGUCUUGAUCCGCCUCCUCAAAACCACUCAACUGAUCAACCAAAUCAAUUCCCAACUCAUAACCACCAAAUCUGGCGGCUUGACCAUUUUUGCACCAGCUGACUCUGCUUUUUCACAGCUCAAAGCAGGGUUCCUCAAUUCAUUAGAUGACAAUCAAAAGAUCAAACUUUUACAGUUCCACGUCCUCCCCAAUUACGUUUCGAGUUCAAAUUUUGAUUCUUUGACCAACCCAGUUCGCACAUUGGCCGGAGAUAACCCCACCAGACUGCAAUUUAACGUCACAGCAUAUGGAAACAGUGUGAAUAUUUCAACGGGUGUGGUUAAUACCACAGUCACAGGCGUCUUGUACUCUGAUAAGCAACUUGCCAUAUAUCAAGUGGACAAGGUGCUUCUGCCUUUGGACUUCUUUCAGCCUAAGCCACCGGCGCCGGCGCCUGCAAUUGCUGAAGCCCCAAAAGCCUCAUCUUCCGAAGAUGAUGAUCAGGUCAGGACAGCGAAGCACAGCUCCAAUGCAAUCAGUUUAAAAAGCAUUCGAGGAGCAACGUUUGUGUCUCUUGGAGUUGCUGUUUUAGUUGCAGUGGCGAGGAUGUGAAGUUAAAAACAACCCAUUUGUGUGAUUGGUUUGAAUUUUCAGAGCAAAGCUCGUUAAAUUUGUUGAUUUUGUUCUCCGUGUUUUUUUUCUUGGCGUUUCAAUGUGUUGGCGUAGAAAGAUAACUUGCGCAUAUAUAUAAUUUUUUUGUCUGAACA